AUGGAAAGAUUGCAGAAUGGCAUUACAACCAGACCAGUUGCACAAAGUAGUCGGAGACUUCUUGUAUAUGCUGUAUUAAUAAUUAUACUUAUAAUCAACGUGACCCACUAAUCAUGCGGAACACCACAAGACAUCUUUUGAUUGUAUUCGGGAGCAUGGUACUUAUGUGCUCUUUAUGCGUGGUGGAAAAUGCGAUUUUGAGAGGGAAAAGACAGGAUUACUGCGACACAACAUUCACGAGACCGGAACUGCAAAACCGGACGGUCACGGCGUAUUGUCGGUAUUAUGGGGACCGAUUUUACGAAUGUACGGCCUGGAACAGGAUGUUAGCACGGACUCAUUGGGUGCUCACCGACGGUAUCAUACCAUCCGAAAUGUGGCUAAACCGGAACGAACAUGUGCAAAUUGCUGAAUGCAAAUUUUACGACGGAGGAUUUUACCGCUGUCGUGGAAAGCCCAGAUAUGACACUCCCGGUGGUCAACCACGACGGUGCGCUUGGGGCGGACGGUACGAAGGAACAGCACAUACAGGAUACAAACAAGUUGGUUCCUCAUGAUGUGGUUUAUUAAGUCUAAAGUCCUCACGAUUUGUGCAGUACGUACUAAUAUGUAACUGUAAUCCUUGAUUGCACUUCGACUGAAUUUUAUUUAACAAAUUUAACGAACCUUCGUGAAUGGUCAGCUAUGCAGUAUUAAAGUCGACUUUUCCUGGGUACUACAAAUUCAGCUGCUACUGUAAUGUUCCACGAAAUUUUUUUAUGAUAUUCGAACGAAGUCGUAGACUCGUGGGUAUCUAAGUGAAGAAACAAGAUUGUGUAAA
Molecule: messenger RNA, 820 nt
Organism: Paramacrobiotus metropolitanus
Lineage: Eukaryota; Metazoa; Tardigrada; Eutardigrada; Parachela; Macrobiotidae
Exons: 3
Coding region: 114-557 (147 amino acids)
Source: RefSeq, a predicted model, not a curated record